Molecule: messenger RNA, 1053 nt
Organism: Limanda limanda (common dab)
Lineage: Eukaryota; Metazoa; Chordata; Actinopteri; Pleuronectiformes; Pleuronectidae
Gene: gnat1
Product: guanine nucleotide binding protein (G protein), alpha transducing activity polypeptide 1
Exons: 8
Coding region: 1-1053 (350 amino acids)
Biological process (GO): adenylate cyclase-modulating G protein-coupled receptor signaling pathway
Cellular component (GO): heterotrimeric G-protein complex
Molecular function (GO): GTPase activity; G-protein beta/gamma-subunit complex binding; GTP binding
Source: RefSeq, a predicted model, not a curated record
AUGGGGGCCGGAGCGAGCGCCGAGGAGAAGCACUCCAAAGAGCUGGAGAGGAAGCUGAAGGAGGAUGCCGACAAGGAUGCCAGAACUGUCAAGCUGCUGCUGCUAGGUGCUGGAGAAUCAGGCAAAAGCACAAUCGUCAAACAGAUGAAAAUUAUCCACCAAGAUGGUUACUCGCUUGAAGAGUCCAUGGAGUUCAUCGUCAUCAUCUACAGCAACACCCUGCAGUCCAUCAUGGCCGUUGUGAAGGCCAUGGGCACAUUCAACAUUAACUUUGGCCACUCUGAUCAGCAGGAUGACGCCAGGAAACUCAUGCAUCUUGCAGACACCAUCGAGGAAGGCUCCAUGCCCAAAGAGUUGUCAGACAUCAUCCUGCGCCUGUGGAAGGACACUGGCAUCCAGCAAUGCUUCGAUAGAGCCUCCGAGUACCAACUCAACGACUCCGCUGGAUACUACCUGAGUGACUUGGAGCGGCUGGUGCAGCCAGGCUAUGUGCCCACUGAGCAGGACGUGCUGCGAUCAAGAGUGAAGACCACCGGUAUCAUCGAGACCACGUUUGGCCUCAAAGACCUGAACUUUAGAAUGUUCGAUGUGGGUGGCCAGAGGUCAGAGAGGAAGAAGUGGAUCCACUGUUUCGAAGGCGUGACCUGUAUCAUCUUCAUCGCUGCUUUGAGCGCCUACGACAUGGUGCUGGUGGAGGAUGAUGAAGUGAAUCGAAUGCACGAGAGUCUGCACUUGUUCAACAGUAUCUGCAACCAUCGCUACUUCCUCGCCACCUCCAUUGUCCUCUUCCUCAACAAGAAAGACGUGUUUCUUGAGAAGAUCAAGAAAGCUCAUCUCAGCAUGUGCUUCCCUGACUACGAUGGGCCCAACACCUUCGAGGACGCUGGUAACUACAUCAAACUGCAGUUUUUGGAUCUGAACAUGCGCAAAGAUAUCAAAGAAGUCUACUCUCACAUGACCUGCGCCACAGACACAGAGAACGUCAAGUUUGUGUUUGACGCUGUAACCGACAUCAUCAUCAAAGAGAACCUGAAAGAUUGUGGUCUCUUCUAA